AUGGCAGUAACCUCUUUUAUCUCCCUUCCUAGGGAGAUUCACGACAGAAUCUAUGACUACUACUUCGACAACCUGGACAAGCCAAUGAUUGCCUCUCAACUUCGUGAGACGGAAUCGGAGUGCUGGGUGUUCCCUCCAGAGCAAUGCAGCCUGUUAGAUAUUACUGCAUCUAGCUCCACGAUAGCGGCGGAAGCUCGAACCAGUUGCUUUGGGUCAGACCAUGUUAUGGAUCACCAUAUUCCUUCUAGCAUCCACUUUGUUUACGUCGCAAGCACAGGCACACGCAUUGACAUGCGACCAUACAUUCGCCACGUCUUCUUACAGAUUAAGCUACAUCCACCCAUACCAGAGGAGGCACUGCCAUAUUGCUUGCAGCUCCUCAAUAAUUAUCCCAGCUUAGAGCGCAUAUCAUUCAGUCUUGAAACCUACCUUCGACAAAAGGUCCCAUCACAACAAGGAUUGCAUCACGAUCUAACGACUCUGCUCGAUACCGUCACGGUAUCCGUGAAGGAACGAGGAAUUAAGUCUUGUCAUUGGAAGUUGGAUGCUACUUGCUGGAACCCAAAGAACUCAAAGCGAGCAGAUCACUUCAAGGUGGACGGACCCGUGUCUGAUCUAGAGACACUCAUUGAGACGCUCAGGGAAGGCAAAGCGCCUGGUCAUCAAGUUUUGGGUGCAAGUGAUGGAAAGUCGUCUAAAGCUGAUGAUGAAUAUGUCUCUCGCGACCGAGUGUGCGUUGAUGUUUAUCUGAAGAUUGAUGGCACGGUGUUGUGCAACUUUGGCCGCUAG
This is a messenger RNA of Bacidia gigantensis, 789 nucleotides long. RefSeq lists its product as uncharacterized. NCBI's taxonomy places the organism in Eukaryota, Fungi, Ascomycota, Lecanoromycetes, Lecanorales, Ramalinaceae. The transcript has a single exon. The record is from RefSeq and is a predicted model, not a curated record. The coding region runs from base 1 to 789 and encodes 262 amino acids.